AUGUUGCUACCCAGUGCGAAUUCUGCCUCACCCUUUCGUGGUUCAGAUUUUCAGAAACUUGAACCUGGAAACAAGCAAGCCUUGAACGAGCUUCAAAAAAUACAGGAUGUUUCUACUGGAUGUGUACUGUCCCCUGAUUGCACACCAAGAAGAACCGUCAAACCAAUAGAUAAACCGAAACAUCUGCAGUCCACAAAACCUCUUAUGCAAAUCAACAUAGAAGAAGUGAAUGGGAAAGUGUUGGCCCCUCCUGUACCAGUGAGGGAGAUCCCUGAUGCGGAUCAAGCUCCAGAGGACACAUCUCCACGGUCGACGUCCCCAAGCGCCAAGAUGAUCAAAAUUGAAGAACUUCCAGAUCCUUCACCGUGUCAGUCAGAACUGUGA
Molecule: messenger RNA, 384 nt
Organism: Knipowitschia caucasica
Lineage: Eukaryota; Metazoa; Chordata; Actinopteri; Gobiiformes; Gobiidae
Source: the annotation of a GenBank genome assembly